AUGCCGCUAACCAGGUCCACCGUUCUUCUUUGCUCCUGCAAUUCCCUUCCCGGCCUUCCGUACGUCUCGUUGAUAUCAUCGACGUCAUCUCUCAGCUCCCGGCCCCUCCAUGCCUCCUCGCCAUCACCAUACCAAUCGACAUCAAUAUCGACAGCGCGAUCUCGCUUUUUGACCUACGACCGUCGCCGCAGCUAUGCCACCGUAAACAAUAACCGCCGCGGUGGUCCGGCGCACGACGACGUGCCGGACUGGCCCAAGACUUCCAACCCGACCCCCUACGAUAUCUUCGCCAUGCGACAAUCCGAUCCAUACACCAAACACCGAUUCUUCCAGCUCGUCAAGCUCUACCACCCCGAUAGGCAUGGCCACGCGUCUGCCGUCCAUCAUAUCCCCACCGCGACCCGCCUCGAGCGCUAUCGCCUCAUCGUCGCCGCAAACGACCUCCUCAGCGACCCCUCCAAGCGCAGUCUAUACGAUACCCAGGGCGUCGGGUGGACAGGUAGCCGAUCCGCGACCCUUAACGAGAACGUCCGCUACGCCGAGAAGUCAUGGCGCCAUCAGCCUGGAAACGCAGCCAGAAAUGCCACCUGGGAAGACUGGGAGCGCUGGCACGAUGCCCGUGAUGGCAAGCCGAAGGACCCCAUGUACAUGUCCAACGGCGUCUUUGCCACCCUCGUUGUCAUGCUGUGCAUGGUUGGUGCCUUUGCGCAGAUGAGCCGCGCAGAACAGUCCGGCGUCGACUACAUGGAGAUGAGGAACCAGUCGAAUCUUGCCAUCGGGCAGCAGAUGGCGCGGACGACGUAUGUUGCCGCUGGACGGAGCAAGGAUGAGCGCGUCGACAGCUUCCUGAGGGAACGAGAGAAUAUUACUUAUGAGUUUACCCCGUCAAAGUAUGACAACUUCCAAACGGAACCAGGGCUAAGGCCUGGGGGUGAGCCUGGCCAACGCCCUGGGCCAUGA
This is a messenger RNA of Ilyonectria robusta, 960 nucleotides long. RefSeq lists its product as uncharacterized. The record is from RefSeq and is a predicted model, not a curated record. The transcript has a single exon. Lineage: Eukaryota; Fungi; Ascomycota; Sordariomycetes; Hypocreales; Nectriaceae. The coding region runs from base 1 to 960 and encodes 319 amino acids.